GUUUCUUAAACUGACUGUUUUAUUACAAAGGUAUCCAGCAAAUGAUAUUACAAGAACUUUUACUUAUUUCAAAUCUUACAAUUUACCAUAAUGCAAUUUUCAAUUUUGGUGGUUGUCGCUGCUGCAGUGGCUGCUGUUUACGGAAGUAAUAGACACGGGUGUAAAGUUCCGUCCAACGAAAAAGAAUUGAAAAGUAAAAUUUCAAAGCAGAUCUUCAGAGAUUAUUUGUUAGGACGUCCUACAUUCAACGCUAUACCUGAAUAUCGACAGAAUGUAAUGGACGAAUUGGAGAUUUCUAAAAAGAAGACGAAUUACAGAGACGAUGGUAUUAACUUCAUAACAAAGUUGGUAGGAGAAUCGAAGUGCCAAAAGGCGGCUAGAAGCAUGAAGAGGGCUUGUCCGCACUAUUUUGUUCUGGAUUAUGAUGAAAAUCGGGAGCCUGCAUACAUUGCAAAAGCAAGCUGUUCUUGCACUAGAUGCAGAAGUUACCCACUGUUUGAAGGAAUAAAGGCAUCAAGAUGUGAGCCAGUCAUCAACUACAUACCUGUCAUACGGAGAGUGUGCCACACGAAAGUUAGUGAAUAUUACCGCUAUAUUCGUGAUUUGGAGCCCGUUCCGGUUGGAUGCACAUGCAGCAUGCCCUCGUAACAAAGGCAAUAUGACUGCAUAAGACAUCAACUUGUGUUCGCUUUAUAAGGAUACUCAUUUAUGAACUGCUGUAAAAGCUUAUUAUCUGCCUUGUGAUAUACAUAUUUCUUACCGUUUACAUUAUUUGUUGAGCUUUUUAUUAGGAAUUAGAGACUGAGAUUUUAAAUUUAUUUUAAACUAGAAUGCUUUUAUUUUAACACAUAUAGGGCUGACCUGUGUACGUGAUUUGUUAACGUUUAGAUACGUUCAAAGGAACAUUAUACCAUGGCUGAUUUAAAGCAUAUAAAUUUCAGCUCAUUUUCCUUUUUUAUAUAAAGCAAUUGAUAUGCAUUAAGAUCGCUGCAAUUCAUUUUAUUAUGAUCAUAUCGAAUUAAUGUAAAUGUAUUUGAAUUUUUUGUCCUAGAAUAAAUUUUUUGGUUCUUUUAAAAAAAAUGUUCUUUAAGAAAUUUUGCUUAUAUUUAAAUAGAUGCUCAAUUUCAAUCAACUGUCUUAUAAAACAUUCGCAGAGUUACCAUAUAUUUUUCCAAAUUCUUUCGAUGAAAAGUAGAGGUACGUCUGAAUAACCAUUACGGUAGUGUCGCCAAAUGAUCGUACAUAAGUCUUCUGUCCUUCAAAUAAGGAUAUUAAGAGGACAUAUACGUUUUAAAGUGAUGACAAAUCAGUGUCUGUAUAGUUUUAUCCGUCGCAUUUCUAGUCAUAUAGUUGUGUGGAUCAAUAUACAUUUACUUCAGCAUUUUAUUUUAUUUUACAUGUUAACGUUUAUAUGCAUUUCCUGUGUUAUUUACUAAUGUCUCAUUUAAGUGUGCAAUGUUUUUUUUUUUUUUUUUUUUUUUUUUUUUUUGUGUGUUUUUGCAAAAAACAUCGUAGUUAUCAUACAUAUUUCCAUCCUUGUUUUUCACCGAUAUCAGAUCAAUAUUUGAACAUCCUGUUCAUUUCCGGCAUAACUUUCUUAUUGACGAACCAGGAUGUAAAGUUUGCGAAUAACUUCUUAUCGCUCCAUAAUUUAUUCAAUACUUCAUAAGGACUUUAUUUUCAAUAGUUUGUAUACAUGCGUUUUGUGAUUUGCGAACAACGAAUGUUUUGUUAUUUAUUGCGUUUAUUUCGCUGAAAGGAAAUGACAUAUAUCCGCGCGCCAUUUCAGUGUGCUUUAUUUAUUUAUUUAUUUAUUUAUUUAUUUGAAAUCAGCAUUGUUGUUGUAUUUACGUGUUUAAUGCAGGGCGUUAAACGAUUAAGAAAUUUUGUUCAGUCUGUUGAUGUUAUUAUAUGCUUAAGUAUUUUAGAUGAUCAAGUUCAUCAACGAAAUAAAUUUAUUA
Molecule: messenger RNA, 1961 nt
Organism: Mya arenaria
Lineage: Eukaryota; Metazoa; Mollusca; Bivalvia; Myida; Myidae
Exons: 2
Coding region: 91-648 (185 amino acids)
Cellular component (GO): extracellular region
Molecular function (GO): cytokine activity
Source: RefSeq, a predicted model, not a curated record